AUGGAGUUUGGAAUAGCAGUUGUUCAAGUGCGCGAAUUGAUUGAAUUUCUUAAUUUCACAUUAAGCAGUCGUAAUGCGGCUGUUCGCACAAAUUCUGUCACUGUUUUGGGAGCCUUGUUCGCUUUUCAUUUGUUAAAGACUAAAAUCCCUACUCAACUUUCACAACUGACAAUGAAUUUGAAAGUGGCUGAUAAGGCACUUCCAAAACCAAUUAAACAAGCGAUUGUCGAAGUUAUAAGUAACGAUGAUAGUGGAAAAAAUACUACAGAAGAAUUAUUUCCUAAAGUUGAUAUCAGAAUACAACGAUGGUGA
Funneliformis caledonium is the source of this 312-nucleotide messenger RNA. Lineage: Eukaryota; Fungi; Glomeromycota; Glomeromycetes; Glomerales; Glomeraceae. The record is from the annotation of a GenBank genome assembly.